CUUAAAUUCAAUUUAAGUUACUUAAUUCGAAUUAACGCUGCUUAAAAUGAAUUUAAGUAGUUUUUGUGGUUCCCGCGGCGUUAACGCUAAUUAAAACACCGAAAAUGCAUUAACGGUGCUUAAUGGUAAUUUUCUUACUUAAGUUGAAUUAAUUCAACUUAACAAGGAUUUUCUCUAUCAAUUGUACUAUUUUCAAUUAAGUUGCGUUAAAAUAGGUUUUUCUACUUAAAAUAUGUUUUUAGUUACACGAAUUCAACUUUAGUAAGGAAUUUUACUUAAGUUGUAAAGUCGAAUUGUUUUGAUUGGUCAGUUAAUGAUCCGGAAGACCUAAGCCAAUCAGAAACGUCGUAACAAACGUAAACAGGAAAGGAUUAUCUUCUACCGCCAUUUACAAUUUUGCAAUGGAUCGGUUACAACGCACGCAUUUACCUACAGCUGACAGUGUUCUUGAAAGAGUUUCAAUAACACUCAGAGAUGUACAGAGAGGCAAACAGAACGGCAACCUUGACGUUUCUGCAGCUCGCACCCAGAUCGCCAGUCUUCUUACAAACUUGCAGAGACUUGAGAAUGACCACACCGUCCCAGAUGAUUUACUGAAGAGCACCAUCCAGUCAGUAGUGUUAGUCAGAGAUAGUCUCCCUGAUUUGACUCAACAUGCUCAACACAGCAGUCAUUCAGUUGAUCGUUAUGAGGACACAGUACCAAACCCUCACGGACGUGGCAGAGAUCUAUGUGACAUUGACAUCAGCAAACUACAACAGCUAAUUGAUAUGGGAUAUACAGUGAAAGAGAUAGCAGAGAAAGGUUUACUAGGUGGUGUCCUUCAUCCCAACACACUAUAUAGCAGAUUAAGAUCCAACAACAUGCAGAUCAGAUCAUCAUACACAGAUAUUAGUGACGACGACUUGCAUUCUAUUGUUGCAGAAUACAACAGAGACCACCCUAAUUCAGGUUCAGCUGAGGUGCAUGCUUAUCUUAAGACAAGAGGCAUUUCCAUUAAAAGAGAAAGAUGCAGAGAGAUGCUGAGAAAUGUAGAUGCUUCUGGUACAGCCUUGAGGUGGUCAGCUACUAUACAAAGAAGGAAGUACAGUGUACCAACAGCAAAUUCUGUGUGGCAUCUAGAUACACAUCACUCCUUGAUAAGAUGGGGAAUAGUUGUCCAUGGUGGAAUCGAUGGACAUUCCAGACUGGUGUCUUUCCUUAGGGCCGCCACUUGUAACACCUCUAAGGCAGCUGCGUCGUUCUUCCUCCAGUCAGUGAAAGCGUACGGUUUUCCGAGUAGAGUCAGAGUUGACAACGGUACAGAAUAUGGGGACAUUGGUCGGUUAAUGAUAUCAGUAAAUGGCGAUGGCAGAGGGUCAUUCCUGACAGGCCCAUCAGUACACAAUCAACGCAUAGAGAGACUUUGGCGGGAUGUUUUCACCAAGGUAUUAGAUACGUUUUACAAGCUGUUCCACUACAUGGAGGAAAGACAGCUGCUCAAUGUUAAUGAUAAAACACAUAGAUGGGUUUUGCAGUAUGUGUUCGUGCCGAUAAUUGACAGAGCUCUGAGACAGUGGAUGGAGACCCACAACACACACAAGAUUAGAACAGAGAACAAUAGAACACCAAAUAUGAUGUGGUUCCAGUCACUAGUCCAGGGUGAUAGCCAGCGUUACACAAGCGUUCGGAACAUUGAGCAGCCUCCAAAUGAAGCAGUUUCAGAUGCCAUUAGAGAUUUGCAAUUGAGUGAAGAUGACACCACCUACCUUGUUCCACGUGAUCCCUGCCCUUUGAGUCAGCACAACUUUCAACAGCUGCAAACAACAAUUGCCAUCAACAGAAAUUCAACGAGCCAUGGACUUGACAUAUUUGGUGAUGUGAUGCAGUUUGUUUUAGCACAUCCAACAGAACUUUGAAAUUGUUGCUUUUCUAGGACAUUUUUGUGACUUCAGUUAGUGCCUGACAUGUUCAUGUUGUAUUUGUUGUAAGAUACCAAUUCUUUAAUGUAUUAUUUAUUAUACAUGUAAAUAUUUGUAUGUGCAGUGAUGAAAAAAUAAAGAUUAUAAGGAUGAUCUUUUUUAUUAAAUUAAAAGUUUGAAAUUGAGUUGUAAGCAUAGGCAUCAUCUCUUAUUUGUAAAUUUGCAAUCAUUAUUUUAAGCAAGGUGAACACAUUUGUUUUUAAGGUUUUAAUCAAAAUAUAUGUUUUUGUAUAAAACAUAGUACAUUUUCUCUGAUAAAUCUAAUAUGCACAAGAAACAAUUUAUCUUGAAGAAUGGAAAUGCAAAUACUCGUUUGUACAUGUGUUUUCUUUUGUUUUCAAAUUUAUGCCAUUUGUUAUUAAUCAUGUCCAUGUGGAAAUAUAUUUAUUUACAGUAUAUAGGUAUUGCAUAAUAUGUAUUAACAUUUAUGAAUGUUUGUCUGUGUACAUGUACAAUUUAGAAAAUUAAAUGUCAUUGAGAGCUGAAAGAAUCUUCUUGAUAUGCCACUCUAUAAGUUAAAGGUUGAUUACUUCAUACCACUGGAAGCCAUUAUACGUAAAAAUGAGACAGCUAUGGUUGCCUACUCCUAACAUACAUUUUUUUUGUCAAUAAGGGAAAAUAAUCACAUUGAUCAGUUAUACUGGAAGUCUUUCGGUAUAACAUACCUCAUAUAGGUAUUGGAAAUACACAUGUACAUGUAGCUCAUCAAUCAUAAUAAUAUGGAAGCCACAGCCAAACUUAAAUUCAUGAAAGAUCUCUAAUGAUUUCACACAAAAUCUCUGCCUGAAACUUUUUGACGAUGCAGAAUUAAAGGAUCGGUAUUGUUACUAGAUGUGUUCAAAUUCUAUUAAAGUCUUAAAAUAUGUGUAUUUCAUAUGCAAAACUGUGCCAGCUGAGACACAUACAUGUGAAAAUAAAAAAAAUAAGGGGUAAGUGUUGGCGAGACCACACUCCAUCUACAAGGAAAGCAUAUUGAAUAUAAAAAAUCUAGAGGUCUCCACAGUACUUUCAACAAGGGUGGAAUUCCACUCCUUGUGAAAAGCUCUAAAGUACCCAUACAUGUACAAUAUAUAUCUGCAUAUCUUACCUACACUAUAAAAAAUGAAGCAGUAUUAUUGCUGACCCAAUCAAACUCUUCUUGAAGAUAUACAUGUAUUUACCUGAGAGAUUUGUCAGACUCCAAUGUGAGUUGAUCUAACUAAUCAACACAAUACCAUUUGUUUACCUGUGUAAACCACUGUAUGGAGAUUUAAACUUGUUUUCUAUUGAGAUGAGUUUUCAAUCACUAUUGAUUACAUUGCAUAGCAAAAAAAUCAUCUCUGUUUAUACUGAGGCACACAUAACAAUGAUUGGAUCAACAAUAAAUCCUUUGAAAACAUGGAUAUACCUUAACACAACUGACAUCUGAAAUGCACCGAAAAUAAAACUUCAUUUUCUAACUUUUAACUUUGUGCUUCUGACAGAAAGCUGUGUACAAAGAUGUUAGUUUCCACAACUUUACAUCAGUUGGUAAUAGUGGAAAUAUAGUACCAGAUCUCCAGUCUGCAUAUACAUGCUCAAAAGUGGCAGAUGGUCGUGCAACUUUCAUCUCAUUUUCAUGAUUCAAUGACUUAGUAUGAAACUUUGACAUUAUUUUACAUUUAUGUCCAUGUUACCAAGGUUAAUUGUUGAUACCUCAUUGUGAUGUCAUAGUGAUACUUGGAAUGUAAAUGUUCAUGUGUAUAGGUAAUUUGUCAGGAAGGAAGUCACAUCCUCAUAAAACUAUGCAUUAAAUUGUUUGUGAAAUGAAUUCAACAUUUCUUUGUGUUAAACAGAAGAAAUUAAUGGUUAGAUUGUGAACAAACUGUUAAUACUUUUGAAUACUGUGUACUGAUAAAAAAGUGGACAUUGGA
Molecule: messenger RNA, 3853 nt
Organism: Dreissena polymorpha
Lineage: Eukaryota; Metazoa; Mollusca; Bivalvia; Myida; Dreissenidae
Exons: 4
Coding region: 402-1898 (498 amino acids)
Biological process (GO): DNA integration
Molecular function (GO): nucleic acid binding
Source: RefSeq, a predicted model, not a curated record